AUGAAUCUUUUUAGGUUGCGUACUACUAUUGAUGCUCAUCUUCUUCGAUAUCUAUCUCGUCUACGUAUAAAUUGUAUGAAUAACAUAAGUUUUCAUCGAAUUAUUGCACUUUUAUCAUCUGUGUUCGGCCAACUUUGUCGUUUGUCAUUAAAAUCAGAAGCAUUUACAUCAAUUUCUGAUCCGUUGAUGAUAUCAGGUGACAUUAUUCAACAAUUGUGUAUCGAUCGUCUCCGACCAACGGCAACUUGUAUUCUUAAUCUAUUAUUAUACAUUACGGGUGACUUUGAAGAAAAAAUAAUUUUCAAUUCAUUUUUUAAAGUUCCAUUUAUUCAUCGGCAGCGACCGAGGGUGUUCAUUCAAGAAUUUGAUGAUCAAGAUGCCGGUUCAACAUAUCAUUGUUUUAGAGUGUAUACUUUACCAUACAAUAACGCAAUUCUUUCAUCAUACAUAUUCUCUACAAAUCUUGAAAAGUGCUGUCAAAUGCCGAUUAAUCCAGUAGAUUUAUUUCCACGCGCUGAUACAUUAUCUCUGCGUGGUUAUAAGAAGAUCAGUUGUGUUCGAGAUCUCGGUAAUUGUAGAAGUUCUAUAUCAUCAUUAGUUCCGUGGCCAUCUAUAACAAAUAUUUCAAUCAAUCAUAGUAAUGUUCUUACUGCGGCCACGUUGGAAUCAAUAUUAAGGAUGGCUUAUAAUGUACACACACUAGAUUUGUUUGAUGAUAGAGGAAUGUUACUGCGACCAAUAUUAAAUAAUCAUAAUCUCGCAACUCUUAUCAAUCAACAAAUAAAAUCAUUUGAGAUCUUCGAUAUAACAUUGACAUUGCAAAAUGCUCAACGAAUUUGCACAUUGUUGUCGAAUCGAUUACCUAACUUGAAGAAACUUUCAUUUUCUAUUUGUGAUGCAUAUGCUCGAUGGCGGUGGACACCAUCUAGUAUUGUUGAUGGGAAAAACAAAUCUACAAAACGUAUUGUUACUCUUAUUUAUCUACUUGUUGAUCAAUUACAAAAAAACUCGUUGUGCUACGUAUCAGCUUCUCCAAUUCGAAAUACUCUGAUACACCUCGUUUUCCACAUUUAA
Rotaria socialis is the source of this 1074-nucleotide messenger RNA. NCBI's taxonomy places the organism in Eukaryota, Metazoa, Rotifera, Eurotatoria, Philodinida, Philodinidae. The record is from the annotation of a GenBank genome assembly.